AUGAACAUCGCAGCGCUGUUGGCGAAGACGGCACGGACCCUGCCCGAACGGCCGGCGGUGUCCCUCGGCAGUGCGGUUGCCACGCGCUACGGCGAGCUCGACCGGCGCGCCGGCGCGAUCGCGGGCGCGCUCCGGGCCGAUCACGGGCUCGCGCCCGGCGAUCGGGUGGCCAUCGUCAUGGCGAACCGGCCGGACUACCUGGAGGCGCUGUUCGGCAUCUGGUACGCGGGCCUCGUCGCGGUCCCCGUCAAUGCCAAGCUGCACCCGCGCGAGAGCGUCCGCGCUGACGCGCCGGGGCUCGCGCCGCCGCUCGUCGCGGGUUCGGACGAUUACCGCGCAAUGCUCGACCACGAUCCGGCGGACCCCGCGGCGGCUGGGCCGGACGACCCCGCCUGGCUCUUCUACACCAGCGGCACCACCGGUCGACCCAAGGGCGCCACCAUCACGCAUCGCAAUCUGCUGGUGAUGACCCUGAGCUAUUUCGCCGACCUCAACCGGGUCACGGCCGCCGAUUGCGUGCUCCACGCGGCACCGCUCUCCCACGGCUCGGGCCUCUACGCGCUCCCCUUCAUCGCCAAGGGCGCCAACAACGUGAUCCCCGAGAGCGGCGGCUUCGAGCCGGCGGAGGUGCUGAGCCUGAUCGAAUGCCACCCCGGGCUCAGCAUCAACGCCGACACGACCAACCUCGACCUCAUCAUCUAUGGCGGCGGCCCGAUGUACGUCGCCGACGUGGAGCGCGCGCUCGCCGCCUUCGGCCCCAAGCUCGCCCAGAUCUACGGCCAGGGCGAGGCCCCGAUGACCAUCACCGCGCUGUCCCGCGCCUAUCAUGCCGCGAGCGCCCACCCCCGCUUCCGCGAACGCUUGGGCUCGGCCGGGAUCGCGCGGACCGACGUCGAGGUGCGCGUCGUGGGCGAAGACGACCGCCCGCUGCCGGCGGGCGAGAGCGGCGAAAUCAUCGUGCGCGGAGACGUGGUGAUGCCGGGCUACUGGGAGAACCCCGAGGCCACCGCGAGCGCGCUCAAGGGCGGCUGGUUGCACACCGGCGAUGACAUGAUCAUCUCCGGCGGCACCAACAUCUAUCCGCGCGAGAUCGAAGAGGUCCUGCUGCGCGACGAGGCUGUGCGCGAGGCCGCGGUCGUCGGCCGCGCGCACGCAGAGUGGGGGGAAGAGGUGGUCGCCUUCGUCGUGCCCCACGACGGGCACAGCGUCACCGGCGAGCGGCUCGACCGGCUCUGCCUGGAGAGCAUCGCCCGCUUCAAGCGGCCGAGGGACUACCGCAUCGUGGACGGCCUGCCCAAGAACAACUACGGCAAGGUGCUGAAGCGCACCCUCCGCGAGGAACUGGAGGCGGAGGGCUGA
Geodia barretti is the source of this 1359-nucleotide messenger RNA. The record is from the annotation of a GenBank genome assembly. NCBI's taxonomy places the organism in Eukaryota, Metazoa, Porifera, Demospongiae, Tetractinellida, Geodiidae.